AUGAUCCUCCGCGACAGCACCGGUGGGAUAGUUUUCUCCGCAUGCAGAAAUCUCCUGAGCUGUGCGAGUCCAUUGCAAGCUGAGUUAGCUGCGUGCCUAGAGGGGCUCAAGUUUGCACUACAAUGGUCAGACUUUCCGAUCGAUGUUGAGAUGGAUUGUAAAGUCGUGGUAGAUUCCAUUCAGUCACAGUCCAUGGACAGAUCGAUGAAUGCAAUGUUGGUGAAUGAAGUGAGGAAACUUCUUGGUGAAAGGGAUAGCUCAAUUUCUCAUAUUAGUAGGAACCAAAAUGUUGUAAGUCAUAGACUAGCUACUUUUGGUCUUGUUGAAGCCCGUAUGGCUCUAUGGAUUAGUUCGGGCCCUGCUAAUGUACCACAACUUUGUAUGAAGGACCUCUCUCCUAGUUGA
Messenger RNA from Triticum turgidum subsp. durum (durum wheat), 405 nucleotides. The record is from the annotation of a GenBank genome assembly. NCBI's taxonomy places the organism in Eukaryota, Viridiplantae, Streptophyta, Magnoliopsida, Poales, Poaceae.